AUGACAGGUCCACCACCAAAAUAUGGACCGGGAUCCAGGAGGACUACCUCCAGUGAUCCUAAUACUAGGAACCAGACGCAAGAUGAUCAGGAGGGGAUAGUUUCGGACGCUACAAUGAGCCGGGAAGCCGACUUCAUUCGGCCUUUCGCUCAAAGUCCCGUCCCAGAAUCCAGCGCCGACCUAGAUGACGCUACCUCAUCCGACGAGGAAAAGGACCGGCGCCAAUCUUCAAUAGAAUCCCUUUCACUGCCUGCAACUGUAACAACAAACAGCUUGCACCGCACAAAAAGCACAGCCACCGACGUAUCCGCCACCUACUCGACGCACCUACGCGCGCUCCAGCAAGAAUGGACCGCUCGGCCGUGGUACCGUAAACUUAAUCCGUUGCGCUGGGGUGGCAUACCCCCGCUGCCGGACGAGCGUAGACCGUGCCCAGAGGCCGACGCCGGCUUCCUGAGCAAACUGCUUUUCUCAUGGCAGGGCCCGCUCAUGAAGACGGGCUACCGCCGCAGCCUACAGCUGACCGACAUCUGGGCUGUGAACCCUCAACGUGCCGUCGAGCCCAUGUCGGAUCGCGUGCGGGCCUCUUUCAAGAAGCGCGUCGCCGCCGGCCAGAAGUUCCCGCUCGCCCUCGCUAUUCACGAGGCAUUCUUCCGCGAGUUUUGGCUGGGUGGCUUCUGCUCGCUGAUAUCGACGUUGAUGCAGGUCCUGUCGCCCUUCAUGCUGCGCUUUCUGAUCCAGUUCGCAACGGAUGCUUACAACGCCGCCAAUGAAGGGACGCCAGCUCCGCCAGUGGGCACGGGAGCUGGGCUCAUCGUCGGAGUGGUCUUGAUGCAGGUCGCACAAAGCUUGGCUAUGAACCACUUUAUAUACCAUGGCAUGAUAUGUGGCGGGCAGUCCAGGGCAAGCCUAAUUCAGUUGGUGUAUGAGAAAAGUAUGGUCCUGUCCGGCAGGGCCAAGGCGGGCGGGACCAAAGACGACAACGAGACCAAGGACAACAAGGAAACGGAGGAUAAGAAAAAUAAGAAGAAGAAGGGAGGCAAGGGCGGCGUCAAUCCCGAGGGCCAGGGCGCAGGCUGGGCAAAUGGCCGGAUUGUUAACCUGAUGAGUGUGGACACGUACCGCGUCGACCAGGCGUUUGGUCUAUUCCACGUCAUUUGGACGGCCCCGCUCGCGUGUGUGAUCACAUUGAUCGUACUGCUCAUCAACAUCACGUACUCUGCCCUUGCCGGUUUCGCACUCUUGGUCAUUGGUGUCCCGAUCCUGACGCGGGCCAUCAAGUCUUUGUUCAUACGGCGGAAGGGCAUCAACCGAAUCACGGAUCAGCGUGUUUCGCUGACUCAAGAGAUUCUGCAGUCGGUACGGUUCGUCAAGUACUUUGGCUGGGAGAGCAGCUUCAUUGCACGGCUUCACGAGCUCCGCGCUCGCGAGAUAUCGGCCAUCCAGAUGCUCCUGUCCAUCCGCAACGCCAUCCUGGCCGUCAGUCUGUCGCUGCCCAUUUUUGCGUCCAUGCUGUCUUUUAUCACAUAUUCGCUCUCGGGCCACAACCUAAACCCAGCCCAGAUCUUCUCAAGUUUGGCGCUCUUCAACGGCCUGCGGAUGCCACUUAACCUGCUACCUCUUGUCAUUGGGCAGAUCACGGAUGGGUGGUCCUCGCUCAAGCGGAUCGAGGAGUUUCUGCUGGCCGAGGAGCAGAAUGAGGAUGUGGUGAAGAGGAUGGACGGCGAGAAUGCCAUCGAGAUGCACGGAGCCUCCUUCACGUGGGAGAAGACUCCUGUGCAGGAGAAGGACGGCGAGAAGGACAAGAAGACUGCUAAUGCCGCUGGAAAGGAGAAGCCUGGACCGGAGAACGGCGAGGGCACAACCGACAGCCCGCUCGCAAAAACGGAGCGGGAGCCGUUCCACCUCGAGGAGCUCAACCUUGCCAUUGGACGCAGAGAGCUCAUCGCUGUCAUUGGAAGCGUGGGCAGUGGCAAGUCAUCCCUGCUGGCCGCGCUGGCCGGAGACAUGCGUAAAACGGCGGGAGAGGUUGUUUUGGGAGCUUCGAGGGCUUUUUGUCCCCAGUAUUCAUGGAUCCAAAACACGACCGUCCGAGACAACAUUCUGUUUGGCAAGGAGAUGGACGAGCCCUGGUAUAGGGAGGUCAUCAAAGCAUGUGCUCUUCAACCGGACUUGGACAUGCUCCCCAACGGUGAUCUGACCGAGAUUGGCGAACGCGGCAUCACCAUCUCGGGAGGACAGAAACAAAGGCUGAACAUUGCGCGUGCAAUCUAUUUCGAUGCCAACAUGGUUCUCAUGGACGAUCCACUGAGUGCCGUCGACGCUCAUGUUGGGCGCCACAUAUUUGACAACGCAAUCCUAGGUUUGCUAGGUGAAAAGUGCCGAAUUUUAGCGACACAUCAACUAUGGGUCCUCAACCGCUGCGACCGCAUAGUAUGGAUGGAGGCUGGCAAGAUCCAAGCCGUCGGCACCUUUGAUGAUCUUGUACACAACCAUGAAGGGUUCAAGCAGCUCAUGGAAACCCAUGCGCUCGAGGAGAAGAAGGAUGAAAAGAAGGCCGACGACGAAAGCGUUGGGGAUGGUGAAGACACCAAGGACACAAAGGAGAAGCAGCCUGGUGACAAUAUCAAGUUGAAGAAGGGCAAGUCCCUGAUGCAGACCGAGGAGCAGGCCGUCGCUAGCGUGCCGUGGUCAGUCUACGACGACUACAUCCGGGCUUCUGGCAGCAUCCUAAACGCGCCCCUGACAAUAGUCCUGCUCAUCGUAGCUCAGGGUGCCAAUAUCGCCACGGCCUUGUGGCUGUCGUACUGGACGUCGGACCGCUUCUCGCUGCCCACGCCGGUUUACAUUGGCAUCUACGCCGGGCUGGCCGUCGCUCAGGUGGUGCUGCUAUUUGGAUUCAUGGUCGCCCUUUCAGUGUUGGGGACGAGGGCAUCGAGGUCCAUGUUGCACCAGGCAGUGACGAGGGUGCUGCGCGCGCCCAUGUCCUUCUUCGACACGACGCCCCUGGGCCGCAUCACGAACCGAUUUUCCCGCGACGUCGACGUCAUGGACAACAACUUGGCCGACGCCAUGCGCAUGUACUUUUUCUCCGUUUCGGGAAUAUUGUCCACGUUUGCACUCAUCAUUGCCUUCUUCUACUACUUUGCCGCCGCGCUCGUGCCCCUAUUUUUCGUCUUUUUAGCUUCCACAGCCUACUACCGCGCUUCUGCUCGCGAGGUCAAGCGGUUCGAAUCGACGCUCCGGUCCAACGUGUUUGCAAAGUUCGGCGAGGGUCUCAGCGGCGUGGCUUGCAUUCGAGCCUACGGACUCCAGGACCGCUUCGCUGCCGAUCUCAGGGUCGCCAUCGACGAUAUGAACUCGGCCUACUACCUGACAUUUUCGAACCAGAGGUGGUUGUCCAUCCGUCUCGACGCCAUCGGCAACGCGCUCGUCCUGACGACGGGCGUGCUGGUGGUCACUAACCGCUUCGACGUGCCACCGUCCAUCGGCGGGCUCGUGCUCAGUUACAUCCUCGCCAUUGUACAGAUGAUCCAGUUCACCGUCCGGCAGCUGGCCGAGGUGGAGAACGGCAUGAACGCCGUCGAGCGGCUGCGGUACUACGGCCGGGAGCUCGAGUCGGAGGCGCCGCUCAAGACCAUCGAAGUAGCGCCCUCGUGGCCCGAAAAGGGCGAGAUCAUCUUUGAGAACGUCGAGAUGCGGUACAGGCCCGGCCUCCCGCUGGUCCUGCGCGGUCUGGACAUGAAGGUUCGCGGUGGCGAGAGGAUUGGUAUCGUGGGCAGGACGGGCGCCGGCAAGAGCAGCAUCAUGAGCGCCCUGUUCCGACUGGUCGAGCUGUCCGGCGGCAAGAUCACCAUCGACGGCCUGGACAUUGCCACGAUCGGCCUGGGUGAUCUCCGGUCCAGGCUGGCCAUCAUUCCACAGGACCCCACCCUGUUCAAGGGCACGGUGCGCAGCAACCUGGACCCAUUCGGCGAGCACACGGACCUCGAGCUCUGGGGUGCGCUGAGGCAGGCGGAUUUAGUCGGGCCCGAGACGGGCAGCGGGACCGACACGUCGACGGCCAUCCAAGAAAAGGAGGCCGGCGGCGGUGGCGGGCGUAUCCAGCUCGACUCGGUGGUGGAGGAAGACGGGCUCAACUUCUCGCUCGGGCAGCGGCAGCUGAUGGCGCUGGCGCGGGCGCUGGUCAGGGCCUCGCAGAUCAUCAUCUGCGACGAGGCGACCUCGAGCGUCGACAUGGAGACGGACGCCAAGAUCCAGGCCACCAUGGCGGUCGGGUUCCGGGGCAAGACGCUGCUAUGCAUCGCGCACCGGCUGCGGACCAUUGUCGGCUACGACCGCAUCUGCGUCAUGGACCAGGGCCGGAUCGCCGAGCUGGGCGAGCCCGCGGAGCUGUUCAGGAUGGAGGGCGGCAUCUUCAGGGGCAUGUGCGAGCGGAGCGGCAUAGGCGAGAGGGACAUAUUGGCUGCGAGGGAGGGGUUGGGCGUCGCUGGUGGUGCUGACGAAUGA
Molecule: messenger RNA, 4509 nt
Organism: Pyricularia pennisetigena
Lineage: Eukaryota; Fungi; Ascomycota; Sordariomycetes; Magnaporthales; Pyriculariaceae
Exons: 2
Coding region: 1-4509 (1502 amino acids)
Biological process (GO): transmembrane transport
Cellular component (GO): membrane
Molecular function (GO): ABC-type transporter activity; ATP hydrolysis activity; ATP binding
Source: RefSeq, a predicted model, not a curated record